CAUUCAACUUCAGCUGUGAGACGUAGAUUUGUGAGAUUCUCCUGGAUUGAAAAGAGUUUUGGGGCGAUGGAAGACAGUGGAAUUGACAGUGGAGAGAAAAAUGUAAGUCAGGAAGCGCAGAUUGUGAUUUUAACGAUUUUAUUGAAAGCUGAUGAGCGCCAAAUGUUGCAGGAAAAGAUAGUCCUCGGUGGUGUUCGCGAGAGUGAGGAGAGUUCCUCCAAUGAGGACGAGAUUGAGGUGAUCUUUAGAGGUGUUCCCAGUGCCUCGAAGACGACUUAUGUGCCGCCCACGAGCAGUUGUCGGAUGAUGCAGAGGAAGUUGGAGUUGAAAGUGGAGAGAGCGAAGAGAACUUACCAGAAACUCCUCAAGACUGACGAUUCACCACAAACCAAGUCAUCAAACAUCAUUCCAAUAAAUCGCCUCCAAAUUCCCGGACACGUGGAAGAUCAGCCACUUGUGGAAUACAAGUCUGAUCACAGUGAUGACGAACUGUCCCCGUCCUUCUUCCCCAACAGCAGAACAGCCCUCAAGAAGCACGACUUCGACACAUUCAGCAUACAAGAGCUUCCAGUAUCGAAUUCCGAGGACGAAGACUCCCAGACCCUUGAGCUUGUGCCUCCGACUUCCGAGGAUCACUUCCUCACGAAGUUGACCAAUCUAUUUUGCUGUGGCAAUUGAGUGUUUUGAGCGUUCAAAGCAUAUAUUUACUUUCGACUUCUUCUAUGGCUAAAAAUUGUUAAUAAAUUUGCGAGAAUUUUCGCUAAGAAAA
Messenger RNA from Phlebotomus argentipes, 769 nucleotides. RefSeq lists its product as uncharacterized. The record is from RefSeq and is a predicted model, not a curated record. Lineage: Eukaryota; Metazoa; Arthropoda; Insecta; Diptera; Psychodidae. The transcript has 2 exons. The coding region runs from base 67 to 678 and encodes 203 amino acids.